This is a messenger RNA of Melitaea cinxia (Glanville fritillary), 8606 nucleotides long. Its product is annotated as small subunit processome component 20 homolog. Lineage: Eukaryota; Metazoa; Arthropoda; Insecta; Lepidoptera; Nymphalidae. Bases 141 to 8468 code for a protein of 2775 amino acids. The record is from RefSeq and is a predicted model, not a curated record. Gene Ontology annotation, cellular component: 90S preribosome; small-subunit processome; nucleolus. The transcript is spliced from 14 exons.
AUCGUCAUGUCUAAUGUGUCAAACACACGUGUGUUGCUGUCGAAAUGCACUUUAGUGCUAUUAAAAAACAAUAAGUUUUUUUAUAUGAUAAAUGUUAAAUUACUAUGAUACAAGUUAUUUAUAAUUAGUAAAACACAAACAUGAAAAACAAACCUGUAAAGCAUAAAACAACAAAUACCUUUCGCUUUGUACCUUUUGCUGAGCGCAUAAAUUCAAUAGAUAUAAGACAUGCUGCCUUGUAUCACAUUGAACAUGCUUAUUCAAGCCAGCCGGGUGAAAACGAGACACAUUUUCACUUAGCCUUGCAAAAAUGGCAUGGUCUUAACCUGACUGAAAAGUUUAAAAAAUUUAAAAAAGAUGUGUUUGGUAUUGUGACUGUUCCGCAACUAAUUCACAAAAAGGAUGAAGUGCUGUGUCUCCUAGAAGAAUAUUUGAAAUUGGAAGAUCAAUUGUGCUUACAACCAUUACUCGAGAUUUUAGUAUCAUUAGCGAAAGAUUUACGCAGUGACUUCUAUCCACAUUUUCCUAAAUUCCUAGACAUACUAAUAAAAUUAUUAAACACAAAAGAUGCAGAGAGACUGGAAUGGACAUUAGUAUGCUUAGCGUUUUUGUUUAAGACUUUGAAACCAUACUUGAAAAAGGAUAUAGGAGUGAUAAUUGUAAGAAUCAUACCUCUGUUGAGUGAAUCUCAACCACAAUAUAUAAAUAAUUUUGCAGCCGAAAGCUUUGCAUUUGUGGCUAGAGAUAUAAAGGAUAAAAAGAAGUUUAUUGAACUCAUUCUUAAUUACUUGGAGAAAAAUGAUAAUUCCAUUGCAGGCUGUGGACAUCUAUUCUUUGAAAUAUUGAGAGGUGUUGGCAACAAAUUUCACAGUUGCAUUGAAAAUUUCUUACCACUGUUACUUGAACACCUUAAAAACAAAAAGGCACAUCAAGACAUUCUGUUCAGAGUAUUGACACAGACAUUUGAAGAUUGUCUACAAGGCAUAUCACCUAAAGAAUUCAACAUUUUCUGGUCCUGUAUACAUAAGUUUACUGAAGACAUUUUAAAAGAAAAUGACGACAAUGCAGCUUUAGAAUAUAUUCUAAGAUUAGCGGGUCAAGUAAUAGAACACAUGAAUGGAAAGUAUUUGACAAACCCACAACAAUUUACACUUCUUCUAGUAAAAGUUAUUUGUGAGCAAUCAUCAGAGAAAGUUCUGGAAGUAUGUUCCCAGCUUGGAGCCUUAAUGCUCCUUUCAUCCAAUAUUUCUCUGUCCCAGGAACAUGCUGGAAUUUUAGUGAAAGUACUGCUCCCUCUGCCGUUUCCAAAUAUUCUUAUAAAUUUUGUGGAAAGUAUUGUCAAUUAUUCACAAUUCGAUGUACAUAUUUUACCCGCGUUUGUAAAAUUCGUAAUCCAGUCAAACUUUGAUAAUGAUGCGGUAGCGACACUCGCAAAAAUCUGCCUUACCAAGUCUCCAGUUUCUAUGAACGGCUUAAAACUAUUUGAGUGGAUUAAAUAUCCUAUUAACUUUGGGAAAGGCUUGCCUCAGCUGAUGGAUUACAUUAAUACUGUUUUAAAUGAGGAUCUUGAAAAUAUAGUUGAAAAUCCUAAUAAAUUGGUAAAUGUAUUGUUUUGCCUACCACAUAUAGAAAACCUCGAUGUUGAAAUUUGUAUUAAAAUGUUGAGUGGUCUGAUAUCACAACUUCUAAAAGUAUUAACUAGCUACAAUCUUGAUGAACAACAAGAGAUAAAUAAAUUCCACUGUGACACAACUGCUUUGUCAAAAUGUGCAAGAAAAAUUAUGUUCCUGUUAGCAACAACAUUAGAAUGCUCCAUUCAUAUAUCAAAUUGCAAGAAAAUAAAGGAAAUAUGUGAUAUUGAUACUCUGCUACCUAUUUUGUUGCCUUGUGCUUCAGAUCCUAAUUAUUUAGUAGCAUUGCAUGUAGUUGAUCUAUAUUUAACUGCAUACGAACAAGAAAAUGGUUUGACAUACCCAUUUUUGUCAUUAGUGGACUCAUAUUUGAGGAUAAACAUAUCAUCUCCUUUUCACAUCGUACGUCUUUUAACUACGCAUAUUUAUAAAUUAUUUGAAAAUAUUGAAGAAUUGAACAAAACAGUCCAAGUAGGAGGCGAAACUGAAAGAUUUUCUAUUUUUAGUAACUGUUUUACUGUUGAGUCUACACCAUCUUCUAUACAAGAAUACAGGGCACAGUUGAAUAUUUUACAAAAAAUGACAUUUAAUACUUCACAAUAUGAACUGGCAAAAAAGACAGAAUUUCAUCUAUUUGCCUUAAAUUAUAUGUUAGGCGUUUUGUACAUUAAUUUUAAAUUAUUAUGGGAGCCAGUAGGAGAAUUUAUAGCUGGUUAUGGUAAUGCAUUAAGUGCUGAAGAUUUUUGGCCUACAUUUUAUAAAGCAUUAGAAUCAUCAUUUGAAAAUGCUAAAAUGAAUUUAAAAGUUUUUCAAUUUGAAGACGACAUUGUAACUGGUAAUGAUAUUCUAAAACAACUGUAUGCAGAUCACAACUGUAUACCCGAAAGACCAGAUUUGCAUAAUUACAGAAAUUUAAUUUUGAAAAUAAUGACAAAUUGUAUACAAGUUUGUGAAGCUAAAAAUAGAGAUGUAGUUAAUUUGUUUCUAAAUUUUAUAGAAGAUGAAUAUAAGAAUAAUGCUUCUGUGAAUACACUUAGAAUCAAUAUAGAGGCAUAUGAUAAAACAAAAAUGGAAGCAGAUGAUAAUGAAAUAAAUGCAGAAGAAGAUACUAUUGUAGAAAUUCCAGAACAUGAUUUCAAAGACUCAGUAUCAGGCAAAAUAGUUUUUAAAACUUUGAUAAAUGUAAUGCAAGUUUUGGCGCACUUUAAAAAUCCCAGAGCUCUACAUAAGGAACCAGAAUUUUGGGAAUUAUAUAUGGAAUUUUUGAAACAUAAAAAUCCAGGGCUUCAGAAGUUUGCUUUAGAUUGUGUUCUUAAUUAUAAAAAUAAAAGUUUAUUACCAUACAAAACUAAUUUGCAGAAUUUAGUUGAUGAAAAUAAAUUUAAAGAUGAAAUGACACAGUUUAAAAUAACUGAAGAUUCACAAGCCAUCCAACCAGAGCAUAGAAAAGAUGUUAUACCAAUUGUACUGAGAAUACUUUAUGGUAAAAUGACAUCAAAGUUAGGCGCUGAUAAAAAAGGAGGAGGACAAGCUCGAAGAGCUUUAGUAAUGAGAUACAUAAGUGGUUGUAGUGAAAAUGAGCUGAAAAUGUUCAUAGAAAUGGCAUUCUCUCAGUUGAAGCAAUACAUGACUAUGAAACCAAGAGAAAUAUAUACGGAUAUAACAAAUAAAUUAGACCUAAAAUCUGUCAUAAGUCCUGGAAAAAUACAAAGCAUUUUAAAUCUGUUUGAUGUUGUACGAGAGUAUUUUGGAGGUUAUAUGAAGGAUACAUUAUUGUCAGACUUCUUAAAAAUAUUCUUUGCAGUUUCUUCAAAUCUAUCAGGUGUCCUUCAAAAUACUGAUAAAGUUCAUGUUAGUUAUAUUAAAGUUAUGAAGCAUCUCCGGUCAAUGACUAUAAGUAUAUUAGGAAAAUUGUUUGAUCAAUUUGAAAAAUAUGUUUGGACAAAUGAUGAGUUGUUUGUUAUAUUUGAAACUUUGGUUUGGCCUCUUGUUACACGUCUGCAUAUUGAAGGUAUCCAUAGUCCAACAGUAUUAUUAAAACUAUUUAAUAUUUGGUGUCAAAAUCCUAGAUAUUAUGUAUUGUUAAUAACAUGCUCUGAAGAUGGUUCCUUAUUGAGUCCACUACCUGCGAUUUUCAAACUUUUGCUAGCACCAAAGACAAAUCCUGGAGUUGUCAAUUUUGUUUUGGAUAUGAUUGAAAAACUGUUAACCUUGACAGAAGAUGAAGAAGAAAAAGAUAUUCCUAGUAUAGAAUCAUUUUCUACAUUAAAAGUAGUUGGAGAUGAUAAACUUGACAUGAAUUUCGGUAGCAAAAUUUUGAUUCCCCAUUUGCCGAGUAUUUUAGAGGUUAUGAAGAGGCGAAUUGCUAAUUCAGCUAAAUCUAACACGGUUAAUAAGAGAGACCUUUUAAUUUUGUCAAGAGUAACAGAAAUGGUCACCACUCCUGAAAUGUGUGAUGAGUUACUGAAUCUCCUACUGCCUAUAUUAGUGAAAAAAGUUUGUAUGAAUAUGGCUGAAGAAAAUAUGGAACAUGCUGUCAAUACCAUUAUUAAUUUACUUGGACAUAGCUCAAAUCCUCAACAAUAUAUUAAAAAUAUUGCAGUCUUGUUUAAUAAAGUGGGACCAGUAGAAGUUAGAAAACUUCUUAUUAAAUUGCUGACUUCAAUUGCAGAGAGUGCAACUGUUGAUAAAGAUAAAUUGUCUAAAAUGGCGCACGUUAUCACAGAAAUGAAUGCUUUUAAUAAAAGAUGGAUAGAACAACCAGACUUUGAUCGGCGACUUGACGCUUAUAAACUUAUAUAUCGAAUGUUAGAAUCGGAGGAAAUUGAUGUCGAUCUUACAAUUUUAAUUGUUAACAAUUGUUUUUUCUUCAUACGUACCGAGAAAGACAUAGGACUACGUGACACUGCUGGCUUGUGUCUCAAAAAGAUUCUUCCCAAAUUAUUAUCCAAAUACCGUUCGACUCACGACGGACAAUUUUUAGUUCGAGACACAGUUCUCUCUCUCAUAUCAACUGGUAUAAGAGAUAGCAAAAAUGACAUAUUACACAAUGAAAGUAUAAUGUUACUGGGAGAAUUGGUACGAGAAUGUCCAGAUGCUGAUGUAGUUUUGUCGGAUUUGGCUCCAUUAACAAACAAAGAAGAUAGAGAAGUUGAUUUCUUCGAUAAUUCUUGUCACCUUCAGCUACAUAGACGUGUAAGAGCACUACUGAAAUUUAGCAAAGUAGCCAAAAAGAUGAUCAAAUGCCCUACACCUCGAACACUUACUAACUUUAUAUUACCUUUGGCUUCAAUUUAUAUUUGUGAUGAUAAAUACAGUGAUAAAAAUUCACUUAUAGACGCGUGCAUUGAAGUCAUUGCAACUUGUUGCAGACUGUUGCCAUGGUAUCAUUAUGAAGUCAUACUAAAAUUGUAUUUGAACAAAAUGAGACAUUCAACAGAACACCAAAAACAACUCACACGUAUAUUAAUCGGUAUACUAGACGCAUUCCAUUUCGACUUCUCUAAAGUUAAAAAUUUAGAAUUACCGAAAUCAUUGACUGUUAGCAUAAAAACUAAUAAUAUCACUGGAUUAACAAAAACUAAAAAGCUCGAUGAGAAACUUGAUGAAAGUAAUAAAGAGAAAGAUGAUGAAAGUAAAAAUGAAGAAGACGAUUCUGAAAAUGAAAUUGAUGAAAAUGAAGCAAAUAAUAAGACGACUGAGAGAUUAGAAGAAUUAGAAACGGAUUUACUAACGGGAGAGGAAAAAGAUGAGGAAACCCAAACUAACAAAGAAGUAGACAACGAACCAGCAUUUGAAAGAAUUACAAUUGUAUCACCUUCAGUUGCUAAUAGAAUAAUUAAAUCUUUAUCUGCGGGAUUACUACCCCAAUUGAAUAGGGCAAUUGGCAAAUUAACUGAACAUGAAGAGUCUCACAAGUUAAAUAGACGUCGUACAGGAAUGGUACGCUUAGAGGAAGACAUGUUAAGAGUUCCCAUAGCUUUAGCAUUAGUGAAACUCCUCCAAAGAUUACCGGGGGAUAUAUUAAGGUCUCAACUACCUGGGAUUAUCAUCAAAUUAUGUUCCUUUUUAAAAUCACCCUUAAAGCAAGUGAGAAUAACGGCAAGAGAUAUUGUAAAGAAGAUAAUGUUAACAGUCGGAACAGAGUACUUGGGCGUGUUAUUAGAGCAUUUAACGCUUUUACUUACACGCGGGUUCCAAGUUCACGUACUAGUUGCUACAAUCCAUACUGUCUUAGAUGCCUUAAAAUCUGACUUUAAACCUGGAAAUAUAGACCAAAAUCUUGAUUAUAUACUAGAUGUUUGUACCAAUGACUUAUUUGGAUCUCUGUCAGAAGAGAAAGAAGUAGAUAAACUCCACUAUAAAACCCCAGAAGCGAAACCGAGCAAGAAAAGUUAUGUCACCCUCUUGAUUGUAGCACAGAAUAUUACUGAAAAAUGUCUAAUAAAUCUCCUUUUACCUUUCAAAGAAGUGUUGCAAAAGCAUCAUUCAAAGAAAAUCGUGGUUAAAGUUCAAGAAGCAUUAAUGCAUAUAACAAGUGGCUUAGUGACAAACAAGUUUAUAGAAGUUGAAUCUCUUUUUGUCUUUCUGCACGGUCUCGCUUCAGAAAGUAUACCGGAAUUUGUUCUAAGCGCUCCCAAGCGUGAACUAACAGAGGCUCAAAGGGAAAAAAUGUUAAGAGCUAAACUAGACUGUUUCAUAGUACCUGAAAUACCGAAACGCAAUAAAGAAUUUCAAGCGAGACAUGUAAAGACGUCUUCUAAAACAAACGCCCAUGUUAUCAUCGAAUUUAGUUUGAAUAUUUUGUAUGUGAUACUUAAAAGGGAAAAAAUUCCACGAGUAGAUUGUAAGGCAUUUGUCGAUCCUUUGAUACCUCUUCUGGUCGAUGCGUUGAAAAGCGACCAUGUCAAGGUAACGACGGUGGCUAUGAAAUGUAUAGCGACAUUGUGGACUAUAAGAGUUAGUACACCAACUCUAGAAGAAAUGGCUAAAGACAUUGUUAAGACGAUCUUUUCGAUACUACACAAGUAUGCAACGUUUGAAAUAAGCAAACAAAACGACAAUUACCAUUUAGUUCGAAACGCAUUUAAGGCUGUAACAGUACUUGUUAGGAACGUGAAAUAUUUCACGCUAGAAGCAGAACAGUUAAAAACGCUCCUACUCUACGCUGAAGAAGACUGCCAAAAUGAUGAACGUCAAUCCAAUUCGUUUUCAUUAUUAAAAGCAAUAUUAGAAGCGAAGCUAGUGUCGCCUGAAUUGCAUGAAGUUAUGCAAAAAGUGUCCAAAAUAUGCAUCCUAAGCGAAUCAGCUAGGUCGAGAGAAGAGGCGCGUGGAAUAUUCGUUAGCUACCUAACUCAUUACACGCCCGGUAAACGAUUGGAGAAGUACAUACAAUUCUUUAUAACACAACUUAACUACGAGCUUCAACACGGCAGAGAGUCCUCUUUGAAGUUUUUAGACAUGAUCAUCGUUAAACUUAAUGUGGAUCAACUAAAAAGCCACGGCGACUACAUUUUUCUGUCUCUGGGUGCGUGUAUGCUAAACGAUAGUGCCCCGGAGUGUCGUCAGGCCGCCGCUGGUUGUAUCGAAUCUAUGCUGAAGAAGUUUCCGGCUAUCGAGAGGAACAAACUAUUUGAAUUAGUGCUCGCUUUCUUUAAAGACACUCAGCCUAUACAUUUUGAACUAGCAGCUCAACUGUGUAUUCGUUUCGUUAACGUCGAGGAAGACAAAUUCCAAAGUCGCUUAAGCAGCGUACUUUCAACAAUUAGCGGUAAAAUACUUUUACUAAGCAACAACAUUACAGAAGGUCGAUUCGUUAAAAUAAAACUAGAUGAAAGCGGCAAAGACGACGAUGAGAAACAAAAAGAACGCGACCAUUGCUUGAUACAAAUGUUGAACUUAAUCGAUACGAUCACAAUACAUUGCCCGGCGAGUAUGAAUAAUAAGAAAUUUUCGAGCGAUUAUGAUGAAAUAGCGGAGCAAUGUAAAGCGUUGUUGGCCUACCCUCAUUCUUGGGUGAGGUUGAGAGCGGUUAAAAUUUUGGGUACAAUUUUGUCAGCGAUAAAUGUUGAAGAGCUAAACGAGAUUUCGAAAGAAAAUGAGUGUGAAAGAGGCUUCAUUUUUGAUGAUACUGAGAAUUGUAUAAAAAGUCUUGUACUAGAUUUAUGCGCACAGUACACGCCAAAUGUAUCUCAAGAUAUGGCAGAUCAGGUGACAGACGUGUUAUUCCGUAUAUUAAAAUUAGUGAACGAAAUGCCGAGAUUCAAAAUUUCGAAAAAAUCUCAAUCGGAAGAUACUGAGGAAUCGAAAGUCAAUAUAAGAUGGAUACUGUUCAAAUUGCGGAAGGCUGUUAACGUCGAAGUGGUCAAAGCACCUAAUUGUAUGAACAUUAGAUCCGCCAUAUUCACAAUGUGGUUACACGUCAUCAGUUCUUUAUCUCCUCAAGAAUUACUAACAGUAAUCGAUGUAUUACUACCGCCGAUCGUUCGAGAACUUUCGACCGGUGAAGGUAUGGCGGCUACACCUGCGAAACAAUUGGCGGGAAGAUUGGGCAAGAAAUUAAGAAGAAAAAUAGGUGAUAUUGAGUACAGCAAGAUGGCGGCUGAUGCUCAGACUAAGCUGAAUAUUAAAAGAGCGGAAAGGAAAAAGUUGCUGCUACAAGAGAAGGUCAACAAUCCAGAAAAGGCAGCAAAGAGAAAACUCCAUUUGCGCGAAAAGAAGAAACAGGCAAAGAAAAUUAAAUUAGAAAUGUUACACGGAAAGAGGCCGAGAGCUAAGAAACGUAAGGCGGAAGAUAUUGACAUAGAGGACGAGUUGUUAAACGAUAAUGGGGAGUGAAGAAUUUAAUUUAUAAUCUGUUUAGUUAUAUUAUGCAAACUUUUUUAAAUUACAAAAUGUAUUUUUAUCUUGUACAUAUAAGUUAAUAAGUUUCCACAUUUUGUAAUGUGUAAAAAAUAUAUAUGUAUUUAAUGUUUA